This is a messenger RNA of Fusarium fujikuroi IMI 58289, 984 nucleotides long. RefSeq lists its product as uncharacterized. The transcript has 2 exons. The record is from RefSeq and is a predicted model, not a curated record. Gene Ontology annotation, biological process: secondary metabolic process. Bases 1 to 984 code for a protein of 327 amino acids. NCBI's taxonomy places the organism in Eukaryota, Fungi, Ascomycota, Sordariomycetes, Hypocreales, Nectriaceae.
AUGUCGUCAUCACACCCCGCUUCCCAAUCCUUCGUGGCAGUUUUUGUAGGCGCAACGAGGGGUAUUGGUCUCGCUACUCUCAAGGUUCUUAUCCGGACUUUGCCUAAUCCGAGAAUCUACGUUAUUGGUCGGUCGAAAGCGAGUUUUGCGGGUGAACUCGCACUGCUGAACGAACAUAACCCCAAUGCCACGAUCCAAUUCGUCGAAGCUGAGGUUUCGCUUAUCAAAGCUAUCGAUAGUGCUUGUGAGAGGAUUAUGAAAUUGGAGAAACAUGUGGAUUUGUUGUUUAUGAGUCCAGGAUAUUUGGCGUUCGGGGGACCGCACUAUACAGAGGAGAAACUUGAUAUUUGUUUUGCUCUAUCCUUUUACAUCCGCAUGCGUCUUAUCGAACGCUUACUCCCCAUACUCAUGCAAGCAUCCCACCCACGGGUUCUCUCCGUCUUAGCCGGAGGUCAUGAGGGUCCACUCUUCAUCAAUGACGGGGAUAUUGGAUUGCGCAAGAAAGGUAACUAUACAGCGCCGAGGGCGGUAAAUCAGGUCACUACACUGCACAGUCUUGCUUUCAUCCAUUUCGCGUCUCAUUCCCCAAAGGUUUCUUGGAUGCAUGUCCAUCCUGGCUGGGUGGCGACUACCUUUCUGUCUGAUUUGCUGCAGAGCGCUGGGGCUGUUGGUGUGCUAGCUGGGAAGAUUGUUUUGCCUGUUUACCGAUUAGUAGCUAUGUCUGAGGAAGAAUGUGGACGACGGCAGGCUGGCUAUGCUUUGAGUGGGAGAUAUCCAAGCAGAGAAAUGAUUUGUUCUGCAGUUGUAGACGUCACUGAUCAAGCAGCUUGCCAUGGGCCGUGUAGUGGUUUUUAUCGUCUCUUGAGUGACGGGAGCACAGUUACGGAUGGCAAAGUGCUGGGGCCUCUGGAGAGAGAAGGAUGGCCUCUCAGGGUUUUGGAGCAUAUCCAGCAGGUGUUUGAUGAGACAUUAAGUCAAAAGUAG